AUGGAUCCGUUCAGUGUGGCAGUCGGGACUCUAAGUAUCGUCCAAGCGGCGGUACUGAGUAUAAAUGCUUUAAUCCAUGAUAUCAACGCGAUCAAGGAUGCGCCUGCCGUUAUCGUGGAUCUGAGAAACGAACUAGCAGCCAUUCACGCCAUUCUCGCGGCGCUGGAGGAUGCGAGGAAAGAUUCAAAGCUAGAGGCACUCACUCCCGACGUAUUAAUCGCGCUGAAGUCGGCUAUUGCGAUUUGCGAAACAGCCUGCGACCGGUUUGGGGUGAAGCUGAAGCGAUGGACUAGACAUUCUGAGGAUAGAGUCCACUGGUGGGAUCGAGUUCGCAUCGGCUUGUUCGCGGAGGCGACGAUUGAGGCUCUGAGGAAGCAGCUGGGCUAUUGCAAGUCUACUGUGAAUUUGGCAGUUAGCACAGCUGCCUUGCUGAGGUCGGCUACAUCAACCCCCAUUACCGAUGCAAUCCAACGCGGGCUGCAGGAAAGGGAGAUUGCGAUCUCGCAGGACAUUACGGAAUUAGAUAGACAGAACGAGGAGAGGGAGACGACGCUACAGGAGAUCACAGCAGCGCGGCCCAUGGAUAACAACAAUAACGAUCCGUCCGACGUGGUCGAGCAACUUGAGGACCAGCGGGUUGCACUACGUGCAUCUCGGACGCUCUUAGAAGACCUCCUAUCGGACAUCCGGCGCACCGGACAAAGGAUCACCAAGGUCGAGAUGAAUGACGGUGGGAAACUCCUCGUUGGCCUCAUCAAUGUCGACGCUGGUGAUGGUGAGAUCCGCCAGGAAAUCCACAACGUCAAGGCCACCACCGGUGGGAAGGGCGUUGUGGGCAAGAUCCAAGGGUUUGAUGUAAAUGCGUUUUUUGCAGAUUAG
Molecule: messenger RNA, 879 nt
Organism: Penicillium lagena
Lineage: Eukaryota; Fungi; Ascomycota; Eurotiomycetes; Eurotiales; Aspergillaceae
Exons: 2
Coding region: 1-879 (292 amino acids)
Source: RefSeq, a predicted model, not a curated record